Messenger RNA from Anolis carolinensis (green anole), 1284 nucleotides. RefSeq lists its product as uncharacterized. The record is from RefSeq and is a predicted model, not a curated record. Lineage: Eukaryota; Metazoa; Chordata; Lepidosauria; Squamata; Anolidae. The transcript has 2 exons. Bases 1 to 942 code for a protein of 313 amino acids.
AUGCAGCAGCCAAUCAGAAUCCUGGCUGACUCUCCCUCCUUGGUCUGCCUAGCAACACGGGGCCUGGCUGGCCUCCCGGUCUCUGAUUGGCGCCGCCGCUCCUGGCCCCGCCCCUUCCCCAACGGACUUUCUCUCCGCCGCGGCUCCUCUCCCAACGAGGAAGGGCGUGGCCUGGGUGACGUCACUCCCGCCCCCUCAGAGGCCACCCACCCAUCAAUCAAAACCGGAGAGCGGCGGGUAGCCAAUGGUGGUCUCCGGGGGGCGGGGCUCCACGGACUCAGCCAAUGCGAGGGAGCGGGAAAGGCCUUCUUCUCGGGCGGGUCCCUCCGUGAGGCGGAGAGCGAGAAGAAAGAGGCCGAGCGAGAGAACGGGAGAGACCCCAGGAGAGCCUUCGCACAACUGAGACUUGUGUGCCAGCUGCGCCCGUACCUUGGGAAGUCUGACUUGGCCACGGUGGUCCACGCUCUGGUCACAUCCCGGCUGGAUUACUGCAACGCGCUCUACGUGGGGCUGCCUUUGAAGACAGCCCGGAAGCUCCAAUUAGUACAACGGGCGGCAGCCAGAUUGUUAACUGGGGCGGCUUACAGGGAGCAUACUACUCCCUUGUUAAGCCAGCUCCACUGGUUGCCGAUAUGCUACCGAGCCCAAUUCAAAGUGCUGGUCUUGGCCUACAAAGCCCUAAACGGUUCUGGUCCAAUUUACCUGUCCGAACGUAUCUUCCCCUAUGAGCCCACAAGAACCUUAAGAUCUUCUGGAGAGGCCCUGCUCUCGGUCCCACCCGCCUCACAGGCACGGCGGGUGGGGACGAGAGACAGGGCCUUCUCGGUGGUGGCUCCCCGGCUGUGGAACUCCCUCCCCAGUGACAUUCGGCAGGCCCCAUCCCUUUUGGGGUUCAGAAAAAAACUGAAGACCUGGCUAUGUACGCAGGCAUUUGAAGAAUAAGCAUGUGUUGGCUUCGACUUGGUCUGAAUUACGGUUCUUGUAUAACGUCUGGUGGAUGAAUGGCAUAAGCACUUUGCAUUGUUUUAAACUUUGUAUAUUGUAUUUUAUGACUAUUUUAUGAUUGUUUUAACUGUUUUAAUCAUUUUAGUUUAUUGUAUAUCCGUGUAACGGCAUCAAUUGCCACUUGUAAGCCGCCCUGAGUCCCCUCGGGUGAGAAGGGUGGGGUAUAAAUAAUUGAAAUAAAUAAAUAAAUAAAUAAACACAGUCGGAUAACAUCAAUGAGACUGUAAACAACACAAAUAAGCAUUCCUACUUCACGGAUUUUCACUUUUCACCAGGUGG